UAUAAUCGCGUCACGCCAUCUGGUAACGAUUUCACGAAAACGUAAUGAGACAGACAUAAUAAGGAGACAAAACACUAGGAUCGCUACAAUCGCCAGACGAAAUAUGUCACGUGAGAAUCGGCGCGAUUAAGUGAAGUAAACGCCAGAGCAUGACUUCAGUUCUGUGUUACAAAUGGGAUCGAAAGCAAAUGUCCAACGUGUUGACAGAUCCUUAGACGAACGAUAGCGAAAUUCAAUUGGAUCCGGUCGGUGUGGAUAAUCGGGAAAAUAACGAAAGCAGCAUGGUUAAUCCGAAUGGUAAUAAACAGCAAGUACCAUCGACGACGAGUGAAAACAGCAAUAACAAGCGACAUCCGAAAUGUGCGAGAUGCAGGAACCACAAUGCCGAUAUUGCAAUCAAGGGUCAUAAACGCUACUGCCCAAAUCGUUUUUGCAGGUGCCCAAAAUGCACUUUGAUAGUUCAACGACAGCGUGUUAUGGCCCUUCAAGUUGCGCUGAGAAGAGCCCAAGAACAAGAUAAAGCAAUGGGAAGGACACCUUCCGACGAACUCGACCAGUUGCUCAUAAAUCGUUCCCUAUCACCCAUAUUAGAAACCUGGAAAAAUAAAUCGAGUUCCAGUUUUAAACCCGUUGAUGAGAGAGAGAGAGCGGAAAUAGACAUGAGAACGUACGCCCUGAGAGAACCAACCGUGGUCCAACCGACUAUAAACACACCCUGGUCUAGUAUGCUGCAGCAAAGUUCGUCGGGAUUGCCUCUGCUCUAUCCUCCCAUGGGAUGCCUCCCGUCUUACUAUCGCUACCCCCUGGAUAUGAAUAGCAACGGCAUGGCAGCUAAUUGUCACUCCGUCACUACUACCGGCGCUUACAACUAUCACAGUCUGAUCCAGGAUCGAAGCUCGGAUUAUCCCAUAACGGAACGCGAAGACACCGACAGCGAAAACUCCAAUUUGGGCCUGCCCGGUCUGAUACACGGCAGUGUGCCCAUCAGAUAUCACACGGCAUUUGCCUCCAGUCUAGUGACAGGCGGCAGGAGCAGAGAAGUUAAUUCUCCGGAUACAUAAAGGCCAGGACGGAAGUGCCUUAAAUACGUUCAAGAAGGGAUAUAAUAGGGAGGAAGAGUAUCUACACGUGGAUACAAAUUGUGAUAAAUAUAAUGCACUCUGUUAUUCCAUCGAUAUUUCUUUAUGUUUAAAAUUUAAAUACGUAUCGACGAGUAGAAAAUCAAAAUAAAACAAGCACACAAAGCUAACAAUUAAAAAGAAAGAAAAUAUGAAUAAAUAAUUGUAACGUACUUCAUUAAAACUCUAUAAAAAGUGAAACGUUUCUUAAGUGUAUAUGAAUUAGAAAUUAAGCAAAAAAAAUACCAAAAAAACAAAAAAAAAACAAAAAAUUAUGGGUUUGUCUGUAUGUGUAUAUGAAUAUAUAAAUAUA
Molecule: messenger RNA, 1431 nt
Organism: Centruroides sculpturatus (bark scorpion)
Lineage: Eukaryota; Metazoa; Arthropoda; Arachnida; Scorpiones; Buthidae
Product: doublesex- and mab-3-related transcription factor 1-like
Exons: 6
Coding region: 282-1061 (259 amino acids)
Biological process (GO): regulation of transcription by RNA polymerase II; sex differentiation
Cellular component (GO): nucleus
Molecular function (GO): DNA-binding transcription factor activity, RNA polymerase II-specific; RNA polymerase II cis-regulatory region sequence-specific DNA binding
Source: RefSeq, a predicted model, not a curated record